Glarea lozoyensis ATCC 20868 is the source of this 4944-nucleotide messenger RNA. Its product is annotated as P-loop containing nucleoside triphosphate hydrolase. The transcript has 3 exons. Gene Ontology annotation, biological process: lipid transport; transmembrane transport. The coding region runs from base 1 to 4944 and encodes 1647 amino acids. The record is from RefSeq and is a predicted model, not a curated record. Gene Ontology annotation, molecular function: ABC-type transporter activity; ATP hydrolysis activity; ATP binding. Lineage: Eukaryota; Fungi; Ascomycota; Leotiomycetes; Helotiales; Helotiaceae. Gene Ontology annotation, cellular component: intracellular membrane-bounded organelle; membrane.
AUGGGCGCGUCGUUCCAGAUCCCGCAAUGGCGGCGCAUAACUCGACAAACCAUCACUUUGACGAAGAAGAAUUAUCUCUUGUACAAAAAAGCUUGGAUUUCUACAAUACUCAGAGCUCUCAUAUUUCCAAUAGCAGUUACUUUGGUUCUUUGUUUGUUGAGAGACAUUGGUGACGAGUCAACUUCUUACCGCAGUAACACUCCAGAUUAUGGGAUUGCACCUUCAACAUUUCCCGUGCCUGACUUGACCGACGCAAUCAAGUCGGCAGGCUCACAAAAAUUGGUCUUCGUUCGCAAUGGAGUUUCGGAGGACGAUGUCAAUCCAGCCAUCACUGGAAUUGUUAGUCAAUUACAAGGGAUCGAUACUCAUGUCGUCGAUAACCCAAAUGACCUUUUCGAUCUCUGCCGACAAUCUUUAGCUGGAUACAGUGAUUGCUUCGCCGCGAUCCUUUUCCAGUCAUCUAAUGAAACUGCGAUCGAAUACAUCAUAGCCCUUGACUCUAGCUACACAGACACAGACUACUCUAAUCGAUAUGGGAACUGGAAUACCGGCAAGACCAAAAUAAUGGAACGCAUAAUGCCGCUUCAGUGGGCAGUAAAUUCUCAUCUGGGUGGAUUUUCACAAGUCUCAAGGCCGUUAACUCGGCCGCGAGGUGGUGAGCCUACGCAACAGUAUUCUAGUUACAAUGCUGGUGGUGAUGGCGAGGGGAAAUACUGGCUCUUUCUUGUCAGCAUAUUUGUCUCCCCGGUAUUCAUCAUCAUCCUCAUCGGUGUCGUUUAUCAUCUCGCGAUAUUUGUCGCCACCGAGAGGGAGACAUCCAUGGCAGAGCUAAUGGCCGCACAAAAAGUUUCUAUCACACCUCGGAUCCUGUCGACUUACAUCUCUUUCUUUCUGUUAUACUUCCCCGGUCUACUUAUCUGUUCUGUUCUGAUGACACAGCUCUUAUUCCAGAAGACUUCGGAUAUUUUGUUGAUCUUCCUGACAAUUUUGGCUGGACUUUCAAUCAUCGUCUCGGCACACUUCCUCGCAUCGUUCUUUGGGAAGGCUCAGCUCGCAGGUCUCUAUUCUUCAACACUCGUUUUUGCACUUGCACUUGUCACCUUAGCUGCUAGUCUCGCACAAGCAAACCCUGAAAUACAGACAAAAGCUCUUGCUUUCGUAUUCCCACCAAUCGCCUACGUAACGCUCAUUGGCGACAUCGCAUUCCGCGAGUACACUCACAGAGGGUUCUCACUCGCACCUAACAUCACCAACUACCGUGGUGGAGAUGGCGAUCUGAUAAAGAAUCAAGCCAUGAAUGGAUAUCUCUAUGUUAUAAUCUUCAUCCUUCAGAUAAUCGUCUUCAGUCUGGCGACCUACGCUGUCGAGCAUGGUCUGUGGGGUGUUACUCGAAAAUACAGUACCAUCGAAGCCUCAAGCGAUGUUGCAGUGCGCUGCACAAACUUGACCAAAACCUACAGUGGGAAGCGGCGCUGGUACUGGCCGUUUUCGAGGUUGUCAAAGCCUGUCAAAGCCGUUGACGCUCUCAACAUAGAAGUCAAAAAGGGCUCAGUCACAUUUCUUCUCGGCCCCAACGGUGGAGGAAAAACCACAACGCUCAAGUGUGUAGCAGGUAUGACCGCCAUGGACAGUGGCUCCCACUUGGAGCUAAAUGAAGGCGGCCAAGUCUUUGGCAUAUGUCCUCAGCACAAUGUUUUCUGGGAUACAUUGACCGUGUCUGAGCACAUCCAAAUCUGGAGGGAACUGAAGACAGCGGCAUUCGACGACUUUUCCGAAGGCUCUCAAGAUGACGAUGUCGCGGCAGAAUGUGAUAUUGUGGAUAAGCUGAACGCUCGGGCAAAAACAUUGAGUGGUGGACAAAUGCGAAAACUUCAGCUAGCCAUUUCUUUUGUCGGAGGUUCCAAUGUUUGUUGCAUUGAUGAAGCCUCAAGUGGUCUGGACCCGCUCUCUAGACGAAACAUUUGGAACAUCAUUCAGAAAGGACACGCCCGUCGAAGUAUUCUCGUCACCACUCAUUUCUUGGACGAAGCCGAUGUCCUCGCGGACCAUAUUGCUAUCAUUCACAAAGGUCAAAUGGUCUGUGAAGGUGCGCCCACUUCCCUCAAAGCACGUUUUGGCGAUGCCUAUAUUAUACGCAGCAACACUGAAACGUCUGAUGAGCACCUAUGGGAAGCUGCAGAUUCGUCCGAGGCGACUAGAAAGGUUCUCGAACUCGAAUCACAGCGACAAACAGACUCAUAUAAUGUAGUAUUCCCGACUUUAGAGCAGGUUUUCCUCAAAGUGACCUCCAGCUCAGGUACUGCGGUACAGCAAGCGGGUGGUGAUGGCAUUGUUGGAGAACGAAUUGAAACGACCUUGGACACCAACGAGGAUUCAAAUCACGAGGAAGAAUCCAAAGGCGCAGCCGGCAUCGACUUGGAUGUUGGACAAUCUAUUGGCUUCCUGCGACAAGUGGCUGCCCUCUAUCACAAACGUUUCGUCCUUCUCACUCAAAAAGCUGGUUGGAUUUCGUAUGGUAUCAACCUCGCCAUUCCUAUCAUCAUCGCUGCGGCAUUGGCCAAAUACAUUCGCCGUUUCGAUCACUUGCAGACGUGUGCGGCGAAUGAUGAAGCUCUACGCAAUGGGUCUUUGUCGGACAGCAGCUAUUCAUUUGGCGGGCCCAGUUACGCCCCUCUGCAGUCUGGAUAUGGAGCUACCAUCUACGCUUACGAUAAGCCAAGUGCUCUCCUAGGCCCGCCUUCUGAGUUUCAAGGUGCUGUGCAAGAAGACCUUUAUAUCUCAGAUAUAGGGUACUUCACUUACAUAUCUACGAAUAAUUAUGGCACUUCGGGUCCAGAUCCAUCCACGGAAACGGCUGCCAACGCCACAUCGGCAAGGAACAACACUCUCAGCACUCGUGCGUUCGUUUCGUCAGAAGAUGAAAUGGUUGCUCGGCUUGCAAGCUAUUCGACUUCCAUGUCGGAUUACUACAAAGCGCCGUCCGUAGCCAUAUUCGCUCCGACACCCGACUCUUCAGUCUUUUAUUACAAUACCGAGCAAUACUCAACUAGUUUGGACAAGGUAGUGAUUGGCUUUGAUUACCUUACCAACCGAAUUGCCAACUCUACUACGACAACGGGACAGGCGAAGCAGAUAGUCACCUCAAUAAGGACCAUGCGACAUGCAACGAACAAUUCAAAUUUCUUCGGUCUUCCGAUUGGAGUAUUGCUAGUCAUUGCUUUCAUUGGAUGCGUGAGUACCUCUGUCAUCUAUCCAACAUUCGAGAAGAUCAAUAGGGUUCGGGCUUUGCAAUAUUGCAAUGGUGUUUCUCCUGCCGCGUUGUGGGUUGCAUACUGGGCUUUUGAUAUGCAGUUCAUUAUUGUGCAGACCAUAAUUGUCUGGUCUUUGACAUUCGCCGGAAGCGUUGCUCCUGUCUGGUAUGCGCCCAACUACCUCUUCGGAGCAUUCAUCCUCUUCGGUGUCGCUUCUUACCUUGGAUGCUACGCGCUUUCACUGUUUGUCAAGAAAGCGGCCUUUGCAAUCGCAGCUGGAACUCAUGUCUUGCUCUUCGUCAUCUAUAUCGUAGCCUACGUUGCAGUCCAAGAAGUAGGCGGACAGAAUGAGCAAGCCGCAUAUGAGUCCCUCCAGUAUGGUCUUGGUUUGACAUCUCCAGCUGCGAAUCUUGCUCGAGCUCUUUUCCUCGCAACUAACAGCUACGGAGUACUUUGUGGAAAGUACGGGACAGCUGAUACUUCUAAUGGCUUUGCUUAUGUCCGGUAUGGCGCUGUCUAUGCCAAUCUUCUCAUUCAGAUCUUGUUCCUUAUGAUUUUCUUGGUCAUCUACGAGUAUGGCAGCGCGGACUGGUUACGUCGCACAUUUACAAUGAACCGUGGAAUGCCACCACGGCUUCAACAUAUCGUCGAAUCAUCGGAAGCAUCUGCCGCUGCCGAGAAGUCAAUACAGACCUCAACAACGCCAUCUGUGGCAUCAUCCGACAUCCUCGUCGUCUCCCACAUCACAAAAUACUUCAACAAGCUCUUCGCAGUAGAGGAUGUCUCCUUUUCCAUUACGUCCAACUCCACACUCGCUUUACUCGGAGGAAACGGCGCCGGCAAAACAACAAUCAUAAACAUGAUCCGCAACGAGUUAAUCCCCGCCUGUGGCACCAUACACCUCGACGGCAUCAACGUCCUCGCCGAACCGCACAAAGCCAGGCUCUUAAUGGGCGUCUGCCCCCAAGACGACGCCGUCGAUAACCUCACUGUCCACCAAACCCUCAAAUUUUACGCCACCGUCAAGGGCCUAAAAAACAUCGAAGGCAACGUCACAAAGGUUCUCGCAGCCCUCAACAUCACCACCUUCGCCCACCAUUCCGUCCGCGCCCUUUCAGGUGGCACCAAACGCAAACUAUCCGUCGCCAUCGCCCUCCUCGGGAAUCCCCGCGUCUUGCUCCUCGAUGAACCAUCCACAGGUCAAGACGCAGGCGCGAAACGCAUCCUCUGGAAAGCCCUCAAAGACAUCCGCGCCGACCGCGCCAUCCUGCUCACCACGCACUCCAUGGAAGAAGCCGAAGCCCUCGCCACAAGCGUCGCCAUCAUCGGCACCAAAAUGCUCGCCACCGGCACCCUAUCCUCCCUCCAAGAAGCUCACGGCGGCGCAUACAUGAUCCGCGCCGUCCGCUCCGCAAACACCACAUCUGCGCAAGUCCACGAGAUGAUCAACCUUAAAUUCGAAGGUAGAGUGUCGAAUUACCUUGAUGGACAUGGACAGGUGAGUUUUUGUUUGCCGCAUGUGAAGAAGGAGUUGGGGCGUAUUAUGAGGGGGAUGGAGGAGUUGAAGGGGGAGGUUUUCGUGGCUGGUAAGGUGGGAGAGAAGGUGAUUAGUGAUUAUACUAUUAAUGGGCCGACGUUGGAAGAGGUGUUUAUGAAUGUUGCGAGGGAGAAUGGACAUGCUGGGGGUGUGUAA